UAUACGCCUCCGAGGCAGAGGCCGACCAGGACAGUUCUCAAGUUUUCAGAGUCGCUCUGCUGUCACGAAUUUUUGCUCAAAACUGAGGAGCUAAGCCACUUGCCAAAAUGUGCAAAGGACUUGCAGCUUUGCCCCAUUCAUGCCUGGAAAGGGCCAAGGAGAUUAAAAUCAAGUUGGGAAUUCUCCUCCAGAAGCCAGACUCGACUGUUGACCUUGUCAUUCCAUAUACCGAGAAGCCAGAGAAACCUGCCAAGACCCAGAAGCCCAGCCCCGAUGAGGUCCUGCAGUGGCGUGAUUCCCUGGACAAGCUUCUGCAGAACAACUACGGACUUGCCAGCUUCAAAAGUUUCCUGAAGUCUGAAUUUAGCGAGGAAAACCUGGAGUUCUGGAUUGCCUGUGAGGAGUACAAGAGGAUCAAGUCCCCUGCCAAGAUGGCUGAGAUGGCAAAGAAAAUUUAUGAAGAAUUCAUCCAAACGGAGGCUCCUAAAGAGGUGAAUAUUGAUCACUUCACAAAGGACAUCACAAUGAAAAAUCUGGUGGAACCUUCUCUGAGCAGCUUUGAUGUGGCCCAGAAAAGAAUCCGUGCCCUGAUGGAAAAGGAUUCACUGCCUCGCUUUGUGCGUUCGGAGUUUUAUGAGGAAUUGAUCAAGUAGCAAUUUAGUUGGGCUGUAAGAAUCAUCCUGUGAGUCAUUUGCUCCAUAAUAACCCAGCAUUUUCCAGCAACCUACAUAGCUUCCCAGAGCAGCUUUGCUCAAAUACCCAGAGACAACUUUGUGGAGUGGGGCUUACCCUUUCGCUAACAUUAUUUUAGACGUCUGCAUGCCUUCCUCCCCCAAUUCCUUCUUCCUGCGUAAUCUUUAUUAAGCUCCAUUCAGUGUGUUGUUGUUAAACCCAAUUAGAAUCACAGAAAAGUUCUGCCUAAGGCAAGGAAAUAGAAGACAAGGAUAUGAUCCCAUUGAACGUGGGUCCAUUUGGCUUAGGUAAUGGAUCACCACCUAAAUUUGAGAAAGAAUAUGGAUGCGGAAAGACCAACUUCCCAUGAGAGUAAUUGAUCUUGUCUGUUGUUUUAAUUCCGAUUUUUUAAAUAUGUUAAGCCAAUACAUUAUUUAAAAUAUUGAUCUUUCCCUUAGAAUAUCUUCCUGUCAACUAAAGAUUAUAAACAAGACAUGUCACCAUGAAUAUGCUGGUUUAUACAAAUUUAAUCUGAACGCAAUCCAUAUUCUUUCCUUAUACCUCCCACAUGACCACCCACCCAUAAAGUUACCAAAUUCUGUGUUAAAUCAAUGACUAAGAUUGACAAUGGACUAUUUUAUAAGUGUAUCUCUGCCUUUAGUUCGUAGGCCCAAAGUUUCCAUUUUGAAAGUAUUUUAAAUCCACGUGAAUAUUAAAAUUCUGAAAUAUAACUCCAAUUGUGUAAAAUGGUACCAUUGGUGUGCAUAACAGUGGUCUCUCACCUCCACAGUAAGAGGGCUGUGCACUAAAAUGAGACAAUUUUGUCAGGCUUAAAAUUAUUAAUUUUGCUGUAAUGCCAUUUUUUUGUUUAGUAAAUGGUAAUUAUCUUCAAAACAUCAGAUUAUCUUUGGAAAAAUUAAUUUGGCGACACGUACAGGCUUUCGAAGUAAGAGAGAGUUUUAACACACCCUGCGUUUUGCAAAAUCCAGUGAUGUUUGAGCAAUCCUGUCUUUCCCUCCUAUUUUGCUCCCUGUGUUAGUGAAUUUCAUCAAAGUGCACAUUUAUACCACUAACGUGCCUCACGCACAGCUGACUGGCAGGCCAUGGCAUUGCUUAGUAGGUUUAAAACUUUUAAUUCUGCAUUUCAUCAUUAUAAGUCUUGCUAGAACUUUUUUAUCUUUAGUAGAUUUGAUUAAGUAGUGAUUUACAUAAUUUAGUAGAAAUAAGGAACUAAACUAUGUAUGAGGGUACUGAAGAUGAGGAUACUGAGUUAAUCAAAAAAAGAAAGUAUUUUUUAAAGGAUUAAUAAAAUUCUGAAAAUUCUGUAAGUAGAAGAUGACAUUGUUUAGUCUCAUAUUUCCUCCUUUUUUUUCCCUUUUUAUCCACACACUCCUGGUUUCACAUGUCUGUCACCCAUCGAUUCAGUUAUUUCCGAAGAAUACUGAAAGUGAAGCAACCGUAUUGGUGGGUUCCUCUGGCAAACACUGUAAUUGUUGGGGUUUCCCUAUUGUUGUUAUUUCAAAGGGCAAUAAUGCCCUUCUUGAAUACUUAUUUCAUACUCUGAAAAUGGGUUGGAGUGACUGGGUUCACUGCCAACACUUGCUAGAGUGGGAUGAGUUCGCUCCUAUUUGUCAAUGUUGCUCACUUCAAAGAAAUUCCAUCGCCAUGCUGUCGACAGCUAGGCCAGGUGGACACUUAGCCUGAAAGAGAAGUCCUCGCCAUGUGCAUGAAUGUAGGAGUGACAAGCAACUGAGAUAAAAAUUCCUGCUACCACCUUCCUCAGCAUCUGUCUACACUGGCCCCAAAUCAAUAUAAAACCCUCACUCCUUUAUUUCUAUUGUGGCUAGAAAUGCUGAGAACCCAGCAAUGGCGAUGAGUUAUUUGUACUUCAAUACCAAACAUUUUUAAGGAAAACCUGAAUUAGAAAUUAAAAUAUUUAUUCACAAUAUUUGAAAUAGCCAAAUGUUUGAAGAACCCAGAGAAUUAAGCAGAUAUUACGGAGCUCAUUCAGAUGGAUGAUAUUACAAAGUCUCAAAUCAAGUGUAUUCAUAAAUCGACUGCAUACCCCAUGUAUGCGUAAACUGAACCCAGGAGGCAGAUGGCAGGUAGAUUACCACAAUUUUAAACUUAAAGUAGUCCACACACACAUUAAAAGCUAUUCUAACAUGGAAUAAUAAAAUUAAAAGGAAUACAAAUAUCACAGCCCCAAGUGAGGAAGCAACAUAUCAACAUUGCCCUAGAAAAGUUCUUUGAAAUCUUUUGAAACUGUUUUUAAACCGAGGGGGAAAAAAAAGAAAAAGAAACUUUGUCAGUAGAGGUUUCCAUGGUAACCCAAAGACAAUACAUUCCUUUCUUUCUGGGAAAUUAGAAAAAACUGAGAUGAUCUUUCCAGGAAAAAAAUGUGUAGCAUCUGUUUAUCGCUCCCUCUCCCUCCUCCGCUUCCUCUCCAGUUUCCCUAAAGUAAAUUGCUUGGAAUUUUGGGAAACUGAAACUUAAAGCAAGAGCCCUGUGGGGUUCUCAUUUUCCACCCUUGUGAAGUGUAGCUACCGUGGUAAGUGGAUCUGAGAUGUACAGAGCUGGUGGGACCAGAUUGUGGUCAGUGGGAACAGGAGCGAACGCUUCUCAUUCUUGAGAGGAACCUAACAUUGGGCCAGGUGAUGGCCCAUGACCUCUGUUUUUCUGCCUGGGUUUGAUACAGGCUGGAGUUGGCAUCAGAUUAGGAACUAAACUGGAUCCAAAUAAAGAGACAGACCAUUGACGCUAGAGUAUAUCAGGAGGCUGAGUUCCGUGUUUAUCUGUGAAAGCAGUGAAUAACCCACUAUCACGCACACGCACACGUGCACACGUGCGCACACACACACACACACACACACACACAAACUUCUCCCAGACAGACACACUCUGAAAUGCAGAACUUACCUAAGCAUUUCAGUAACUUUGCUUUCCAAUCAGUAGCAUCAAAUAUAUGGCAACAUUUUGUGCCUGGCUCCCAGUACCCCAUGUACUCCAGUUCUGUCCGGUAUAAAUUAUGCUUUAAGUAGAUUUCAGUUUUUAGUGCGUAAGGAGAAGAACUUGGUGCAAGGAAUUGUCUUUUUAUUCUCUGAAAAACAAUGGAUUUUGCUUGGUUGAUGUGUCCCUGUGGACACUGUAUUUCAAGAGGAUGGAGUUCUUAGUAGUCUCCCAAAUAAUAACAGCUCUUCAGUAGUUUCAAUGAAAACUUGACCAUUAGCAACUCAAUUGAUAAACUAAUAUGCAUUCCCUGCCAGGGCUUUGUCAAAUUAUCAAUUCCAUCACAGAUUCGAUAAUGAGAAUCAUUAAAAAAGCUACUUGUAUUUCAGGGAGAUUGAAAUCAUUCCCUCCAGCAGGUCAUUUUCCCUGUAGCCUGAGAAUUUAGCAAGUUUGGAAAAUAAAGGGUCAUGAGAAAGAAAGGGGAGGAAGUUGGGAAAAGGUAAGUGGUAAAGAAGUGCCCAGACCCAUGAGCAAAUCCAUUCGGUCUGAAACAUUUCAGGGCAGUUCUGCUUAGUGGAAAAUCAAACUGCUUCUUGGCGUCCUCAUCAAGGUUUGCAGGAAGGCAUAUCAUGACUCUCAAUCAGCUAGAUGAGAAACUUUAUUUUAAAAUCCUAGGGAGUUUUGACUAGAGAAAAGGACAACUGUGGAGGAUCUACUUUCCCCACUUGACUUGCAUGCGCCAGAAAGCAGAGUGCAGAGAAUCACUGUCUACCAUCCAAGCGUCCAGAUCCAAGGGUCAGACAGCUCCGUGGAGGUUCCAGACGGGAUGUCUUGACACAUCUCAGUACAGCCUGACGGAAUGGUCAUUAGACCUCGCUGGUUUUCUAGUCUCUCCAUCCUUUCAGACAAAUUUGUAUUGACCACUUGUUUGGGAUAAGAGUCUUUAGUUAACAAUUUAACAAUGGCUACUUGCGGUGAACAAACUUUCACCCAAAUAGGUUGGGGGCAGAUCAGAGCAACAGAUACCCAAAAAAAGGCUUCCCCUAGGAUCAACUUAGCUGAAAAGAUAACUUCCAACUGAGAAGCUAUUUGUGGCUUUGAAUGCAAACUCACAGCAGAGAAGGAAGGGGAAAAGCCUGUAGAAUAUUAUCCUCACCUCACAGUUAAUUAAUAAUCUUAUUUUCCAGUAGAGAAGCUUCAAAUCAAACUCCUAACAUUCCUAUCAUUUUACUGCAAGUUAUUUGUUUUCUCACCUGAGGUAUUUUCCCUCCCCAGCUCACACCCAUACCUCCCCUCUUCUUCUCCCCUGCAAGAGGAAACAUUUAAAAUAGUUGAGACUGACCACCAAUUAUGUAAUAAUAAAUACAUUAAAAGCAUGUCACUUCUUAUCUAGGAAAGUGUGAGGCUAAAGGCAUAGACACAACAACGGGACAUGCUGAGAAAUUUUCCAAUGGCGAGACAUAGGAUAAUGUCUGCCAAGAGUUCUUUUUAUGUCAUAUAGUGUCGGGAUUGGUGGGAACUAAAUAUUGUUAACACGUUACAACGUCAGCUCAGCUUCAGGAGACAGAGCCCAGAGAGAGGAGUAGAAACGAAAGGUUUAGAAGUGCAUUUGUCAGCAUUUAUCCCGUAAGUUUUUUUUUUUCAUUUAGGAACAAUUAUGUUUAUCAUCUGAUUUUGUAUCCAAUACAUCAUGUACUAUGUGACUCACACUUCUUGAUAGAGCACCAAAUAUGUAUCUGUAACCACGAUCACAUAUAUCAUAAUAAAUAUAUACCUACA
Messenger RNA from Manis pentadactyla (Chinese pangolin), 5400 nucleotides. It is a transcript of the gene RGS5, whose product is annotated as regulator of G protein signaling 5. Lineage: Eukaryota; Metazoa; Chordata; Mammalia; Pholidota; Manidae. The coding region runs from base 108 to 653 and encodes 181 amino acids. The transcript is spliced from 5 exons. The record is from RefSeq and is a predicted model, not a curated record.